AUGGCUGACAGGUCACUCAAUGAUCGUCAAGAUGUCCCCAUUUGGAAUGCUAUUGAGGCUGGCAAUUUUAAGCAAGCUCUGAAAUUAGUUGACAAGAGGCUGGCCAAAAAAAGGACAUCUCAUUUAGAGGCAUUCAAGAUUUAUAUCAGGUCGCGGUCGUCUGUUCAAUCGGAGAGAGACGUUGUACUCCCUCAUCUCGAAGAUUUAGUCACUAGGAAAGUUUUUAUUACGGAUCAGGAAGACAUUGAUCUGUAUGACGAUGCUUUGGUUAAUGCCAUUCCAGAGGCUGGAUCAAUUUGGGCAAGGACUAUUGGAGAGUUGCGAUGGCAGUGUGUCAAAGCAUACCCCAAACAGGAAGAUUCCGCACUGAAGUCGUUCAAGGCCUGUUUGUCGGAACGCGAUUGGGAACACGCUCAACAGAUUGCGAGUAGUCUUGAGAAAACAUUUCCUAGUAAACAUCAAUAUGUUUUCUGGAAUAUCUCAUCCUUGUUCUUAAGAUCUAUGUCGACCGAUCUGCCUAUUGAAAAAAGAACUCUAUGGGGCCGUUUGGCCUUUGGACAGAUUAGUAAACUUGCCACCGCUACAAUACAAGCAGAUAAGUCAAAGUCUCUUCCGACUCGCGCAAUACAUACACCACAGGAGUUAUUACUUCUACAGCGAAUCACUGCUGUACAUGGUCAAUUAGAAGAUCAGUUAAAUUAUCUGAAUGAGCCUUCUCUCGGACCCGAGUCAAUAGUCGCUAAAGGGGAUUGGGAGUUAUGGAGAAAUAAAUUACAGCUCAUGGAAGCAUCUGGGCACUGGGAACAACUUUUUGAAACAACUGGUAGUCUUCUCAAACGAGCACGCACGAAGGAUGAACGCGGACAAAUCAUCGAGGCUAGAAUGGCUGAUUGGGCCGUAUGGCAAGCGUAUCUACGCUCCGCCCUUGCUUUGCAGAACCCCUCUGUUUCAAACGAGAUUGCAGCUCAUCUGGAUCCCACAUCUGGAAUUGACAAGACUUGGAGACGAAAUGCAUCUUUAGCCUGGCUUGACUUUACCUUUAAGAGUUCUUCUACCCCAUUUGCUAGUGAUGAUUCGGGACAAGACCUGGAAAAGUACCCUAGAGUGACUGCAAUCGUCAAGUAUUUGCAGGACUUUGGUGAUGCUACCACAGCCUACAGCGAUCUCAGACCUUACUUGGAGCUGUCGCAAACCGAAGAAAGGAUUAAACUGCUCGAGAUUUUCGGAAAUGGACUUCAGUUCGGCAAGAAAACGAAGAAAAAUGAUGUGGAGCCUGAGUUCAAAGCUCUGUCAAUUUCUAAAAACGAAUUCGACAAUGCAAACGAUAUGACAAGAUGUGUUAACCUUCACAAAUUGAAUUACCUUAUAAUGAGUAGUAUCCCCGAACACGAACGUCGGUCAAACCCACUCCACAAAGUUGGUCAACAGUCAUUUAUUUGCACGUACUGCUCCAGUCCUUGCGAAGUAUACUGUGAUGUGUGUCUCCAACAACUCUCCAAAAACUCCAUUGCGGUUUACGCUUCUGCAAUGAGCGAUGACCGAGUCUCUAAAUCCCUUCUCCCUACAGAUCGGCACCCUGCCGAUGAUUUCUGCACAUUAGCGGCAAUGUGCCUGGUGAAACUCUCUCUCUCUGGCUCUAGCGAUGUCGAAGGACCUCUCAAUAGCAAGAAAAUUGCGUAUGCUCUCCAAGCAGCAGUAUUCCUUGAAUAUGGCUGGUCAAAGUCUAAAUCGAACUCUGACUUCGCACUGAUUUUGGUCAGAAUUUACUCUUCUCUUGGCUGCGGUCAACAGGCUAUGAAAGCAUAUCUGCACCUGAGCUUGAAGCAGAUACAGCUCGAUACUCUAGGUUACAUUAUACUUGAUAGGAUAUCUUCCCUGCAUCCACAUCCAUUCCCCACUGCUCCGGAUGGUUCAUCUGAGAAUCUGAAGCCCGUGGACCAUCUCAGGAAUCAAAGAAAGAUGUACACGAAUUGCCGCCACCAAGUUUCUAAUAAUACCUGGAAAGCGUUUGAGCAUGGAAGUUUCAACACAAUAUUCCAGUUCCAAGAGUUUUCUAGCAUUAUUACCAACACAUUAUCGGCAGUAUCUUCUGCUGUAGAAACCACAAAGAUAUCGCGACUCUUAAAGCAGGACGCGCCUUCUGACGUUUUUGACAUUCUUCCGAAAAAUCCGGAGAUGCUGGAUAAAUUCUCGGAUUCCAAUGACUAUACUUCAUUUCCGGACUACGAAUCUACCUUAGGCACGGGGCUUGAGAAGUUGACCCGGUUUGCACCAAGUCCAUCUAGCAACCGAAGCCGUGUAGACCUGCUUGUUGAGAAGUUGAUCUCCAUAAUAAGUCCUGAAUCCACAUCUACUCCAAUUGACCUCUCAUCUUUUAGAGAGAUCCUUUCUCAAGUAUCAACAGAGUUGCACAAACAAGCAGGAUUGAUCAAAGCCAGCCCAGAUGGAUCCUUCUUGACACGCUCUGAAACCUCAGCACUCGAGGCAUACACCCAUCUCGCUUCCAUCAUAACCAAAGCUUGCGACCCCGCCGCAUCAUCCGCUGCAGAUUUCCAAACCUCACUCGAAACCUCCAAUAAAUCCCUUUGCGCAAAAAUAAAACAACAUCUCUCCUUCAUCGAAGAAGCUCAAAACGCAAUUCCAGCUUUGUGGGACACUCUCCAUACACUCUACACAGCCUAUGAUCUCGCGUCCACCAUCAUCAAUGCCACGAAAUUCCUUGCGCAGAAAGAUCCCAAAGCUCACAAAUAUCAGAUGGAGCAGAAUAAAGCUUUAGUUGAAAGCGCAAAAUUAGUCAUGGAAGCAGUAGCUGAGAAGACGAAGGGUAUUAAAAAUGGAUUGGAUGAAAGUGGGUGGAUUGAUAGGGCGUUGGAAACUAUGGAGGUGGGAGAUUCGGGGGAGCAGUUGAGAAGUUUGGUAGGAGAGAAUUUCAUAGAAGAAUGGGCUGGGUUUGUGGUAGAGGGCUGGAGAGAGUCGGUGACUGGACUGGGGAUGUUGAAGGUUUAG
Molecule: messenger RNA, 3006 nt
Organism: Sclerotinia sclerotiorum 1980 UF-70
Lineage: Eukaryota; Fungi; Ascomycota; Leotiomycetes; Helotiales; Sclerotiniaceae
Exons: 9
Coding region: 1-3006 (1001 amino acids)
Biological process (GO): N-terminal peptidyl-methionine acetylation
Cellular component (GO): cytoplasm; NatB complex
Molecular function (GO): protein-N-terminal amino-acid acetyltransferase activity
Source: RefSeq, a predicted model, not a curated record